AAAGCCCAAUUAAAUUAGCCUCGUUCGGCUCUCUCUGUAAAUCUUCAGCUUUUCAUUCGCCGGCUUCGCCGUCUGCCCCGGUUUUCCGCGGCGGUUGAAGGCCUUUAUUUUGCUCCGCGCUCCGGCGAAGCGACGUCUUUCAAAGUAUGAGCAUGAUAGGUAUUUACGAUUUUUUCUUCCCUGAUUUCGAAGUUCUAGAUGGAAUUGUUUGCCGUUCGGUUUCUGAAACUUCCCGGCUCCCUUUGAGUCGAACUCGAACUUAUGAUUGAAGGGGCGCAAUCGGAGAGAGGAGAUGAGAAAGUAUCAUUGGAGUUGACGGAAGAGAUCCUCAAGAGUAUGGAAAUCGGCAUGGUCUUCAGAGACUAUAGCGGAAGAAUCAGUUCCAUGGACUUCCAUAAGCCGUCGAGCUACUUGGUGACUGCUAGCGACGACGAAUCCAUUCGCCUUUAUGAUGUUGCGAGUGCAACAUGUUUGAAGACAAUUAAUAGCAAGAAGUAUGGUGUUGAUCUGGUUUCCUUCACUUCUCAUCCUACAACCGUUAUAUACUCCUCGAAAAAUGGAUGGGAUGAAUCUCUUCGGCUCCUCUCACUGAACGACAACAAGUAUUUGCGAUACUUUAAGGGUCAUCAUGACAGGGUUGUAUCACUAAGUUUCUGCUCUCGGAAAGAGUGUUUUAUAUCAGGUUCUCUGGAUAGAACUGUGUUGCUUUGGGAUCAACGAGCUGAAAAGUGUCAGGGCCUUUUGCGGGUUCAAGGACGACCUGCAGCAGCAUAUGAUGAUCAGGGACUUGUUUUUGCCAUUGCCUUUGGAGGAUUCAUCAGAAUGUUUGAUUCUCGUAAAUAUGAAAAGGGUCCUUUUGAAAUCUAUUCUGUUGGCGGAGAUACUUCGAAUGCAAAUGCUGUAAAGUUCAGCAAUGACGGCAGACUCAUGCUUCUGACAACCAUGGAUGGGAAUAUACAUGUCCUCGAUUCAUUCCGUGGAACAUUGCUAUCCACGUACAAUGUAAAGCCAGUUUCAAGAGAUUCCACAUUGGAAGCAUCUUUCAGCCCCGAUGGAAUGCAUGUUAUAUCAGGCUCUGGUGAUGGAAGUGUACAUGCUUGGAGCGUAAGGUCUGGGCAGGAGGUAGCGAGUUGGAUGACUUACGAAACAGAACCCCACGUCAUAAAAUGGGCUCCUGGAACACUUAUGUUUGCAACUGGGUCUUCAGAGCUAUCGUUUUGGAUUCCAGAUUUGUCAAAACUGGCUGCUUAUGUUGGGAGAAAGUAGAUCCUGUAGAUAUAAAUAUCAUCAUUGGUUUAUUACUGAAUUGAAACUCAUGACAGAAGCCUUGUUUGCUGCUGGGUCUAUAGUGUCACUAACGACUAGCUAAUGCAAUAUAGUUAGGUAGUAUAACUCGAUUGAUGAACCCAAAUGAACUCGAUGUAUUUACGGAAGAAGGAUAUAGAGGUUAGUAUGGCUUUGUGUGAUCUGGAGGAAGGAAAUGGAAAUGGUAUGUAGCUCAAUACUUCCGGUAACAUGAUUUCCUCAGCCUUAGCGGUGCAUAGUUAAAGAGCGGUAUUGUAGAACACGAGUAGCACAC
Messenger RNA from Linum tenue, 1579 nucleotides. The record is from the annotation of a GenBank genome assembly. Lineage: Eukaryota; Viridiplantae; Streptophyta; Magnoliopsida; Malpighiales; Linaceae.